AUUUCAUUUAACGCCUGAUUUCUUUAAGUCCAACUACAAACAUGUUUAUUUUUUCUUUGACGCUUAAAAAUAUGUAUAACAACAGUGCCGAUCUUGCGUUUAGCUCAAACAGUUUUGUGUUGGAAUACAUUAAUUAAUAUUUAUAAAAUUGUGAGAUAAAUUGUGUUUUUUAGAAGAGCCUGUUGUACAUACAAACAUAGAAAUGUUUGUUACGAGAUCGUUAGUAUUUCCUGCUUGUUUCGUUGCAGUCUUCGUGUUUUGGAUAACCGGUUCAGGAGGAGUUUUCAUUUCAAAUUUGUCGGAGAGCUGCUUCAGAUGCCUCUGCUACGUAUCCACAAAAUGUAAUCUUGCACACGACUGUACUGGAGGAUACUGUGGACCAUUUAAUAUAUCCAAGGUGUAUUGGGUGGAUGCAGGAAAGGUUGUGCACUCCGAAGAUACCCCGGAGAGGAGCCAUGCCUGGGAAGACUGCGCAAGAAACUAUCAUUGCUCAAAGAAAAUAAUCGAAGGCUAUUUAGAACGGUUUGGAAAGGACUGCAACGGUGAUGGCGUGACGGACUGCUUCGACUACAUGAUGGUGAACGGUAACGGUGGGUACGGUUGCACCAAGCCCCUUAACCGCUCAGUCAACGGACGACGGUGGCUUCUGCGCUACGAAGAGUGCACUUUAUAAUUAACCAAGUGAUAAUCAAGUGAUUUGCAAGUAAAAAAAUUUAAAUCAAUAA
This is a messenger RNA of Bombyx mori (domestic silkworm), 725 nucleotides long. RefSeq names its product lysozyme 2. Bases 203 to 673 code for a protein of 156 amino acids. Gene Ontology annotation, molecular function: lysozyme activity. Lineage: Eukaryota; Metazoa; Arthropoda; Insecta; Lepidoptera; Bombycidae. The transcript is spliced from 5 exons. The record is from RefSeq and is a predicted model, not a curated record.